UACUUCAUUAUAUAAAACCAACCAUUCAUUUUCCCUUAAUUGGAAGGUUAUCUAUAAUCAACCUUGAUUUUCCUGCUAUGUUGUUUGAAUUUCCUUUCAUGGUUAUUUCAUGUUAGUGUCCACUGAAUUCGAUCCCAUGUCAUAGAACCCCACCACAUUGAAUAUUACAUCAGUCUGUUUGAUUGUUCUCUUCUCUGCUCUGCUUCAAUUUAAGUUAAAACAGCAAUGCAAAAACCAGGACAGGAUUCAAAUUCUCCUGUUGGUGUCCUAGAGGACUACUUUCGAACCGUAGAAUCCGAUACAAACUCAUCCAAUGAUGCAAAUGAAGCUCAGAAAAACCCAAGAACAAGUUCUGGUUUUCGCGGUUUUAUGGGUUUAUUAAGGUCUAAAUCAAAGAAGCAGUUCCCUGCAUUGGCUUCUAUGAAUAUUCCUAAGCUAUCAGGGUUGAGAAGUAGUAGUAUGAGGGAGGAAUCCCCGUUUUCGUUAACCGGAAAAUGUUAUUUUGGCAAUGCUGGAUUGCACAAUGCUGAUUCACCUAGCAGGAGUUUCACCCUCUAUGAACUCCAACUGGCAACCAAAAACUUCAGCCAAGAGAAUUUCAUUGGGAAGGGUGGAUAUGCUGAAGUGUAUAGAGGAAGGUUGCAGGAUGGGAAAGUUAUCGCAGUGAAACGACUUGCUCGUGGCACGCCUGAAGAAAGGAUUGCGGAUUUCUUAACCGAGCUAGGGAUAAUGGCUCAUGUUAACCAUCCCAACACGACCAAAUUGAUUGGUUAUUGUGUUGAAGGAGGAAUGCAUCUUGUUCUUGAAUACUCGCAUCUUGGUAGCUUAGCUUCAUUGUUACAUGGUUCAAAGGGGAAAUUGAGUUGGAGUAUUAGGUAUAAGAUUGCAUUAGGGAUUGCUGAGGGACUAAUGUAUCUCCAUUACGGUUGUCAAAGGCGAAUUAUUCAUCGAGAUAUUAAAGCUGCAAACAUUUUGCUGACUAAAGACUUUGAACCCCAGAUUUGUGAUUUCGGGCUUGCAAAAUGGCUACCAGAUAAAUGGACUCAUCACAUUGUUGUAAAAUUUGAAGGAACAUUUGGCUAUCUUGCACCUGAAUUCAUGAUGCAUGGCAUAGUAGAUGAGAAAACCGAUGUUUUUGCGUUCGGUGUGCUUCUGUUGGAGCUGAUUACAGGUCGACGUGCUCUUGAUUGCUCACAGCAAAGCCUUGUUUUGUGGGCGAAACCAUUACUAAGAAAGAACAACAUGAGAGAGCUGAUUGAUCCUGAUCUUGAAAACAACUUCAACUCAAAACAGAUGAAGCUUAUGCUUUUAGCUGCUGCCUUGUGUGUGCAGCGCUCUUCAAUUCGACGCCCUCAGAUGAAUCAGGUUUUACAGCUUCUAAAAGGCAAUCUUAGCAGCUUUGAUUCCAUAAAGAAACAUAAGAAGCCAUCAUUUUGGAAGAUGUACUAUGACGAUAUUACUGAUGCAUAAAAUUUACAGCUUCAGAUGAAAUCCAUCCAUCAAGGCUUAAACAGCAACCAAAAAGUUUUGCUAAAAUGUACAUACACUGCCAGAGUUUACGUCAGAAAGUAUCUCCAGGGAAGCCUUUUGUUUUUCCGAUAAACUCUGAUCAUCAAUGUCGUACAAGUGCCUCAAUGUUUACAUCUGCUCGCCUGCAGAUCGAAUUUUGUAACCAAUAUUUUCCACUACUGUUACUGCUGCAAUACUAGUGCAACAAUAGGAUUUUGUGUACAGUUUCUGUAAUAUCAAAUAAAGGUUACAAUUAGUUGUGA
Spinacia oleracea (spinach) is the source of this 1772-nucleotide messenger RNA. RefSeq names its product receptor-like cytosolic serine/threonine-protein kinase RBK2. Gene Ontology annotation, biological process: protein phosphorylation. The transcript is spliced from 9 exons. Gene Ontology annotation, molecular function: ATP binding; protein kinase activity. Lineage: Eukaryota; Viridiplantae; Streptophyta; Magnoliopsida; Caryophyllales; Amaranthaceae. The coding region runs from base 226 to 1470 and encodes 414 amino acids. The record is from RefSeq and is a predicted model, not a curated record.